This is a messenger RNA of Dovyalis caffra, 993 nucleotides long. Lineage: Eukaryota; Viridiplantae; Streptophyta; Magnoliopsida; Malpighiales; Salicaceae. The record is from the annotation of a GenBank genome assembly.
AUGAUAACUACCACCAGAAAUGCCCAGACUGGUUACUCUCAAACUCCUACUUUGAACUGCCAUGGAAGAGCAUUGACAUCAAGAUCUCACUAUGCAUCGAAUUUUCCUAUCAUGCAACUUUCUAGAGCACCUUCUAUUAAGAAUCGGAGAAUGGCGUGCAUCAACUCAAUGGCAAAUGUAACUACUUAUUUAAUCCUUUGCUUUGGUAUGUCUUGGGCUCUUGUGUCUCACAUAACCCUGUUGUAUCAGGAUGUUGAGCUACAGGCAAAAGUGACAACCAAGUGUUUCUUUGAUGUUGAAGUUGGGGGUGAAACUUUGGGUAGAAUUGUAGUUGGCCUUUUUGGAGAUGUUGUCCCAAAAACUGCUGAGAACUUCCGUGCCUUGUGCACAGGGGAUAAAGGGUUUGGUUACAAAGGAUGCUCCUUCCAUCGUAUUAUCAAAGACUUCAUGAUCCAAGGAGGGGACUUUACUAGAGGAGAUGGAACUGGAGGAGAGAGCAUAUAUGGUUCUAGAUUUAAAGAUGAGAGCUUUGCCUUGAAGCAUGUUGGACCUGGUGUGUUGAGCAUGGCAAAUGCAGGUCCAGAUACCAAUGGGAGCCAAUUUUUCAUUUGUACUGUGAAGAUGUGGAGAGAUACUUUCUCCUCUAUGUUUGGAUCUGGAAAGAUAGCAUUAAAAAGAAAUGUAAAAUGUCUAGAGAUAGCAUUUCAAAGUAAAUGCCAUUUAAAGUUGAGUGCUUGUCAUAGAGGAACAUUGGAAACAAGAAUGUUAAGAAGAAAAGAAGGCUAUGGUAGUUUGUUAGUUUUCCUCAUAAGAAAGACUCCAUGGUUGGACAACCGCCAUGUUGUGUUUGGACAUGUCAUUGACGGAAUGGACGUUGUGCGCAAGCUUGAAUCUGUUGAGACGAGCAGAAUCAUCCAAUUUUCUCGAGGGCAAUCACCCCCUCGAUUUUGCAUUAGUUCUGGGAAACUUCAUCAGCCGCUCAUAGAAAUGUGA